Cloeon dipterum is the source of this 1739-nucleotide messenger RNA. It is a transcript of the gene Plzf, whose product is annotated as Promyelocytic leukemia zinc finger. The coding region runs from base 123 to 1553 and encodes 476 amino acids. The transcript is spliced from 4 exons. Lineage: Eukaryota; Metazoa; Arthropoda; Insecta; Ephemeroptera; Baetidae. Gene Ontology annotation, cellular component: nucleus. Gene Ontology annotation, molecular function: DNA-binding transcription factor activity, RNA polymerase II-specific; protein binding; RNA polymerase II transcription regulatory region sequence-specific DNA binding. The record is from RefSeq and is a predicted model, not a curated record. Gene Ontology annotation, biological process: regulation of transcription by RNA polymerase II.
AUUCAUUCGUUCUCAUUGUCAGCAAUAGAUCUUUUCUUUGGUGUUUAUGGAAUUCCUAUUGCGAUGUCACUAAAACUAAAGCAGGAUAAAAUAUUAAAAAUAAGGUGACAAGAAUCAAAAAGAUGCCCGACUACAAACUAGACUCGGUGCCAAGCAAACUGCUGUCGGGGCUGUCCACUCAGCGCCGGACAGGCAAGUUCUGCGACGUGAAAAUCCACAUCGGCAGCUGCUGUGUAUGGGCGCACACCUGCGUGCUGAGCAUCUCCAGCCCUCGGCUGUUGGAAUUCUUCGUCAACCCGGACACGGUGGUUGGCAGCCGCAACAAACAGAGCCGCAAGCACCCGAACGCGUACAAGAAUUGGUCCCUCAACCGGCCGCUGGAGAUUUUCAUUUCAGACCUGGCCGAGGAGGAGCACGCAGAGCCGGUCGAGUGCUUUGAGUGUCUGGACAAGGUCGUCGACUUCCUGUACAGCGGACAGAUCGCGGUCGGAGGCCCGGAACACGUGGACCACGUCGAGGGCCUCGGCAAGCUGCUGCGAAUCGUGGCACUGGAGAAAGUGUGCCAGGAGGAGCGGGACAAACUUGUCGCUCUUGAGGCGCCUGAGGAGGAAUUCGCGGAAGCGUCUGCAGCCAAGGAAACGUGCAAGAAGCUGCUUCCUGGAAGCAAACCCUAUAGAUGUCUCGCGUGCGGAUCGAAGCAGAGGACUGCGGCUGCCCUUUUGCAGCACCUCAGGGAUCCGUCGCACCAGAAUACUAGUCUCGAGUGCUCCAUCUGUCUCAGGUACACAGCAAAGUCAGAGCUGGAGCUGCGGUCGCACCUCGACCUGCACGAGCACGCGUUGCCCUUCUUCUGCGCCAGCUGUGACGCCCGGUUCCGCACGCGGGCGGCCCUCUCGUCGCACGAGCCGCGCCACUCGGUGCAGACGCCCUUCGUGUGCGGCAAGUGCGGAAAAGGCUUCAAGUGGAAGCACGCCCUGCACAACCACGAGCUGGUGCACUCAGACGUGAAACGCCACUUGUGCGACAUCUGCGGUUUCACCACGGCGCACGGCAGCACCUUCAAGGCGCACAACAUGGUGCACGCAGGGGUCUGCUUUAAGUGUCCGGUGGCCGGGUGCCAGUUCGUCGCCACCAGGAAGCAGACCCUGAUGCAGCACAUACCCACCCACACCAACCAGCGGCAGUACCAGUGCGAGAUAUGCGGUCAAAGUUUUUCGAUGCACAAGAAUCUGCGGCGGCACGCAGCAAAGCACGAGCCAUCCCCCGAAGGCCUGAAGAGCUGCCCCGUGCCUGGCUGUUCGUACUCCAACACCCGACUGGACAAAAUAAAAGCGCACGCUGAGAGACACAAGUCGGGCAAACCAGUGCGGACUACCCUGAUACCGCGAGUGCGUCAGUCCAAGACUCAGAAAAAGAAAGAAGUGUCCAGUAUUGCUGUUAUAAAUCAGUCAACAGAGCCGCACGUGGAUAAUAAUGUGGUGUUUGUUAUUCCUAUGGAAGUGAUUGUCGAGGACGUGAAUGUUCAAAACGAAGAGGCUGUGACGGGAUUUUGACUUUAUUAUGCAAUAAAUUCAACUUGGUCGGCAAAACAGUUUUAAGUAAAUUAUCAAUUCAAAAAAUGUAUUUAAAAAAACUAAAUCUAAUGAGUUGGCUGUGGAUAUUCAUCGGGGCUCAGCACCUCUAGCCACGUCUGAAUCAGUCUUGUCAAUUUAUCUGCAACGAAUAAGAAUUAAAAUACA